AUGAGAUUUUUCCUUAUGGAAUUUUCCCUUAUGGAAUUUUCCCACACCAUGGAACUCCGGGUCCUGCACGCCUUUCUGUUUUUGCCGAUUUACUUGGCGACUCUAAUGGUGAACCUUCUCAUUAUUGUCCUUGUCACCCUGGACCAGUAUCUUCACACCCCCAUGUACUUCUUCCUGAAGAACUUGUCCUUCUUUGAUAUCUGUCUCAUUUCCAUUAUAGUUCCCAAAUCCAUUCUCAACUCUCUUACAAGAGCACCAUUUCUUUACCGGGAUGUCUUGUUGGUGAUUCACUUUGCUGGGGCUGAGGUGUUCAUCCUCACAGCUAUGUCCUAUGAUCGCCAUGUGGCCAUCUGUCACCCACCACACUAUGAGGUCAUCAUGAGCGGAGGAGUCUGUGUAUGGAAGGCAGCUGCCUCCUGGUUCCUUGGAGGAGUCUUUGGAAGCUUAUAUUCAGCUGGCACUUUCUCUUUAUCUUUCUGUGGCUCCAGAAACCUCCCUCCAUUUUUCUGUGAUGUACCAUCACUAUUAAAGAUUUCUUGCUCAAAGUCACAUGUAACUAUUAAUGUCAGUGUGGCAAUUGGAAUAUUUUAUAGUUUCUUUUGUUUACUUGCCACUGUUUUCUCAUAUACCUAUAUUUUCAAUACAGUGCUAAGCAUCCCAUCUGUACAAGGCCAGUCAAAAGCCUUCUCUACCUGCUUACCCCAUCUCAUAGUCGUGACCAUCUCUCUCCUGACGGGAGCCAUCGCCUAUCUGAAGCCAGUGCCAGACUCUCCCUCUCUCCUGGACUUGCUGCUGUCUGUUUUGUAUUCAGCACUGCCUCCCAACCUGAACCCCAUCAUCUAUAGCCUCAGGAACAAAGAAAUUAAGGCAGCACCGAGAAAACCCCUGUGGAAACUUGGUGGCAAUAUGAAGUAG
Messenger RNA from Trichechus manatus latirostris (Florida manatee), 915 nucleotides. Its product is annotated as olfactory receptor 14K1-like. Bases 1 to 915 code for a protein of 304 amino acids. Lineage: Eukaryota; Metazoa; Chordata; Mammalia; Sirenia; Trichechidae. The record is from RefSeq and is a predicted model, not a curated record. Gene Ontology annotation, cellular component: membrane. Gene Ontology annotation, biological process: G protein-coupled receptor signaling pathway. Gene Ontology annotation, molecular function: odorant binding; G protein-coupled receptor activity; olfactory receptor activity. The transcript has a single exon.